Molecule: messenger RNA, 2768 nt
Organism: Notothenia coriiceps (black rockcod)
Lineage: Eukaryota; Metazoa; Chordata; Actinopteri; Perciformes; Nototheniidae
Product: nucleolin-like
Exons: 3
Coding region: 34-819 (261 amino acids)
Cellular component (GO): extracellular region
Source: RefSeq, a predicted model, not a curated record
GCGUGUGCGUGUGUGUGUGUGUGUGUGUUACAGAUGGUGUGGGCAGACACACACAGGGUCGGCUGUGCUUUCCAUUUCUGUAACAACAUGGAGGGUCUGGACUGGGAGAGAGUCUCAUACCUCGUCUGCAACUACUACCCACCAGGGAACUUUGAGGAAGAGAGGCCGUAUGUUGAGGGUGAAUGGUGCUCCAGAUGUCCUGAAAACCUCCAGAAAUGUGAAAACAACCUCUGUGUUGCUGACACAGAGGAAUACGAGGAGGAAGACGAGGAAGACGAGGAGGAUGGGGUUGAUGAUGAUGAUGAUGAUGAUGAAGAAGGUGAGACAGUUUUUCCUCCCCAAGCUACAUCUGAACCCUUCCUCCUGCCUGAAGACGAGCUGGACGUUGCUGCUGCUUCCAUAGCAACAACUGCCCCCUACGACCAACCUGACGACGAAGACGAGGAAGAGGAGGGGGAGGAGGAAGAGGAAGAGGAAGAGGCUGCUGCUUCUCCGGUGACAUCUGCCCCCAAUGAGCAGCCUGACACCACCAGUACUCCCAGUAUUACCACUGCCUCUGAUUGGGACUCUGAGGAAGCCCAACCAACACCCGCCCCAGGCACUACCCCUCCUCCAGGAACCCCCUCAACAACACCAGAGGAAGAGGAAGAGGAUGAGGAGGAGGAAGAGGAGGUGGAGCAAAGGGAGGAAAAGGCAGAGAGGGACGUAACGCAAGAUAAUUACAAACACAGGAGAGAUAUGAUUUCUGGUUCUGAUCCAGUGUCCUCACCUUCACUCCUGUUAGCAUUUCUGAUUGGGAUCCUGACUCUGAGGCUGUGAGGAGGAGGAGGAGGAGGAUGAGGAAGAGGAGGAAGAGGAGACAUCACCUCACCAUGCCUGUGUUGACUGACUGCACAUUACCUUGUUAACCCACCCUGGUAACAAACACUUUCACCCCCCUCCCUCCUGCAGAGUAAUAUGAGUUAAUUAAUAAAUAACUCUCAGGAAACAGCUGCCAAAACAUCUGCAGGUAGUCUGGCCUGAGAUCUGGCUCAAAGAAUGAGAGCAUAACCUGCUCACAAAAUAUGACUGCAAGUAAAUACAAGUCAGUGAAAAUAACUAAAUAUGGUGUGAUCAUUAAGAGGAAACAGAUUUAUAUCAUUCGUUUGGAGGUUUUUUUAGACAAAUGGGGGUUUAUGAUGUUUGUGAUGAAUGUUUAUUACAAUUUAUUCUCACUCCCUUCUCAUGAAAUACUUGUUUUGGGUCUAUUCUUCACAGUAUGAGGCCCUCUAGUGUCAGUUUUGGACGGUAUGUCAGACUCAUUUUAGGCAUAAUGAUUUUUCAAAAAUAAACGUCCGACACAGUUUAAAUUCAUUUUUAGGAUGAUAUACACUACAGUACUACAUUUAAGGUUAAAAAUCAUCUGAGAUCUAGGUUCGAAUUCUAAGAUUCAAGAAUACAAAGAGAAAACUCAGAAGUCAGAAAAAAAAAAAGUGAAAAUCAACGUUUUUCCUGAAAAUCCAAAAUAAAGUACUGACCAAAUAGAAUUUUUUUUUGUUCGGAGAUUUAAGCCAGAAUUCUGUGAUUCAAAAAUGUUGUUCCGAAUUCAGAAAAGAAAAAGUUAGAAUUUUGAAAAAGAAGUCAGAAUUUUCUGAAAAAAGUCAGAAUUUUUAACAAAAAGUCAAGAAUACAAAUAUACUUUCAGACGUCAGAAAAAAAAUCUAAAUCAAAGUUUUUCCUGUAAAUCCAAAAUAAAAAAUACUGACCAAAUAAAAAAAUGUUCUAAGAUUUAAGCCAGAAUUCAGCUGGUCCGGAUUCUGAAAAAAAAGUCAGAAUUUGGAAAGAAAAGUCAGAUAUUUUAGAAUGAAAUUAUUACAUUUGAAAAAAGUCAGAUUCUUAAAGAAGAAGAUUCUAAAUUUGGAGGAAAAAAAUAUAUUUUUUAAAAGAAAAGUCAGGAUUCUGAGAUUAAAGACAGAAUGAACUUUUGGUCAGAUCUCAAGAAGAUUCACAUGUGGCCAUAAUCGUACAUCAGGAGCUACACUAGACUUGAUGAAAACCUGAAAAACAGGCUAUCUGUUUCCAGUGUUUAUGCUAAGCUAGGCUAAUCAUAUCCCUCAACUUACUUUGGUCAGUGACCACAAAUAGAUUUUCUGAUUUACAACAAGUUGGUACUCCUCAAUCGACGGUCUGAAAAAAUUAAGUUCUUAAGAAUGAACUGUUUUGUUGCACACUCAGAUGGUCUGAUGAUGCACAAAACUUUUCAACCACAAAUGUGUUUAAUUAGACGAUAAAUACAAUUAUUGUUUUCAGCAUUUUCUGAUUUGUUUGUACAGAGCUGUAGAGUUUGUGUAUUAAAAAAACAAAAAGGGUUUAAGUGCGCUUAAGAGAGGUUACUCACUCAAUGAAUAAAAGCCGACCCUCAGAUCUCCUCCUCGUGUUUAUCUGCAGGGUGAAUAAUAUACAGCAUCAUCUCAUGUGGAAAAACCACUGUAAAAUAAAGAAAAAGCAAUAUGUGUUAUUUUGUUAUAGUGUUUAGUAAAUGCAGGAGAAAUGACUGUUGUGUUUCACUUUGACGACCCUGCUUCUUCUUCUUCUGCUUCUUUUUCACAGUACAUGUAUCUUCUGUGUAUCAUUUACUGGAAACUACAACUGGACAGAGUCAUCUAAUACUUUACGUCAUCUCUGUUACAUUGUCCUUAAAACAGGAAGUUACCAUAACUAUCUUUAAUCAUUUUAGUAAAAAUUGCUGUAAAUGUCUGUAUAUAGGAUUAAUAAAGAAUUAAACAUUU